This is a messenger RNA of Alternaria arbusti, 3432 nucleotides long. RefSeq lists its product as uncharacterized. Bases 1 to 3432 code for a protein of 1143 amino acids. The transcript is spliced from 7 exons. NCBI's taxonomy places the organism in Eukaryota, Fungi, Ascomycota, Dothideomycetes, Pleosporales, Pleosporaceae. Gene Ontology annotation, biological process: DNA-templated transcription. Gene Ontology annotation, molecular function: zinc ion binding; FAD binding; DNA binding. The record is from RefSeq and is a predicted model, not a curated record.
AUGUCAUCGUCAACACCAUUUCGGAUCAUCAUUGUGGGCGGUGGCAUCGCAGGACUGGCAGCAGCUAUAGCCCUUCGGAAGGACAACCGACAGAUUACGAUCCUCGAACAAUCUCGUCUCAGCGCAGAGAUCGGCGCUACGAUCUCACUACAACCCAACGCCACAAGGAUUCUAGAACAGUCGUGGGGGUUGACAGAUCUGCUCAACGGCUCGAACGGCACGAUCGACCACGGAUUCAGGAUCUACAAUGCUGACGGCAAGAUGGUGAAUGAAAUACCUCUACGGAGCAAGACGCAGUAUGGCGCAGACCGCAUCAUGUGGCACCGCGAAGAUCUCCACGCCUAUCUCAAGAAGACAGCUACAUCCAUCGAACUGGACGGCCAGCCUGCAAUACUGCGUACUUCGGCACGAGUAUCUCGGUGUGACUGUGAAGAAGGCAAGGUCAUACUUGAGAGUGGUGAGCAUUUAGAAGCAGACCUUGUCAUUGGCGCGGACGGCAUUCACAGUGCUCUACGUACUUCUAUACUCGGUCAAGAGGCCCAUCCCAAACCCACAGGUUCCUCGGCAUACCGGCUUAUGCUGCCAACUGCGAUUCUGAAUGAGCGCGCGCCACAAUUCUCCGCAAACAUCAACCCAGAGGAGCCCUAUACUUCUAUGAUCAUGGCACACUCCUGUCGACUCAUCAUGGGUCCUGCACGCGGCGGAUCACUUUACAGUAUCGUUGGACUGGUACCGGACGAGCAGAUGAACGAGAAUUCCGACAGAGCGCAGUCGUGGGUGACGAGAGGACACCCUGAAAAGAUGUUGGAAACAUUCAAGGAUUUCCCCAGCUGGACCAAAGAUGCACUCCGGAAUGCCGAAAGCAUAGGUCUCUGGCAGCUGCGCGAUUUGGAUCCGCUAGAUAAAUGGCACUCUGGACGCGCGAUUAUCAUUGGGGAUGCCGCGCACGCUAUGCUACCGACUCAAGGCCAAGGUGCAAGCCAAACCAUUGAGGACGCCGAAGCUUUAGGGACGCUCUUCAGUCACAUCAUUGACAGGCCAUCCAAGGACGAAGUGUCUUCGAUCCUAGAAGACGUCUUCAAAAGUAGACACGAACGUGCAAGCUUGAUACAGCGAUUCAGUCGCGAAGCUGCGAAGCCUGCAACGGAACGAGGCAGCAAUGUGAUCAAAAUCCUACCAUGCCUGACAAAGUCGCCCGAUCCGUCACCGCUCGCUCAAGCAGGUGUAGGAGAACAGUCAGCGCAAGUGUUUGCAGCAUCUGUUGGAGAGCAAAACAACCCAUACCAAUUUGACGAUGACAUACAGCUGAACGAUGUCUACCUCAACGAGACCAAUACUGAGGCGCAAGCUCUACUCGAUCUGUACAAUACCACUGGUUAUACUCAGCAUACCAUCCCGGCCUUUUUCGAACAAAUCAUGGUUCCCGCACCCGACUUUUUGGGUAGUGACUACAUGCAGCCGCCUCCAGAUCUGACAGCAUGGAUGCCAGAGACUGACUGGCUUGGUCAGAUUGACAUCUUUGGCAAUGAUUUCACUCCAACUGUUAGUCAGAUGCUAGAAGCGCAGACAUCGCAGGUGACUGCCUUGCCUUCUGCAACGCCGCCUCUUAAUACAGAUGUUUCUCACGAGAAGAUUGAUAGCAACUCCGCGAAGAGGCGCCAUGCAGUCUUCAAACAGUCUGCCUGGUUCUGGAUCCCUGAGCGUAACCAGCACGCUUUCAGCGAGCACGAAAACAUCGCUCUGGACGAGCGUAACGUCGAUCUCGCCUCGUCACCACACAUGCCAUAUUCUUCCAACGUUGUGAUCCCAGAUAAGCUUUCGCCGGCAGCCCGUGACCGCAUCUUCCAAUUGGUGUCGAAGACUGCACAGAGCCAUAUCACCAUUCCUUCUUUCCCUUCGGCAGAGUGCGUCGACAAGCUGAUCAAGGUUGGGAUUGCAAAACGUACUGAGACUGAUGCAUGGAUCCAUCCGUAUACCUUCGAAAGCGAGACUGCCCGGCCAGAAUAUCUCACUGCCUUGGUGGCAGCUGGGUGCGUAUGUUUUGGCGUACUCUCGGUGAGCAGAACAGGCUUGGCGUUACAGGAGAUAGUCCGAGUCGCGUUGAACAGGCUGUCCGAGAAUGAUAACAGUGUGAUACGCGACCUUGAAUAUCUUCAAGCUUCGAUGCUUUGGCUUGACAUCGGGGCCUUCUGUGGGUACAGGAGGAAGAUGGAAAUCGCGGAGAGUAGCUUGCAAUCUCUUGUCACGGCACUGCGGCGCGCUGGCAGAUUCGAUCACAUCCGGUAUCCUGUAGUUACACCGUCUGCCGAGGAUGGUGACGAGGAACUACAUGCAAAGUGGAAGCAGUGGGUGGAGCAAGAAUCUUACAAGAGGUUGGUAUAUCACUUGUUCGAGCACGAUAUCCACAUGACUAUGACCAAACAUCGCCCGCCACUGAUCAGUUACGCUGAACUUACGCUCAUGUUGCCUGCCUCAAAGACGUUGUGGUUGGCACCUUCAGCAGAGACAUGGCGAACGCGCUAUCUUGACAUGGACGUCGUCGCCAGCGCUCCCUCACUGCAAACACUUCUGAAAGACGAAGCUGCCAUACACUGCCUUCCUGCCACCAUCGACAUGCAGAUCGCUCACUCCUCAUAUCUACAUGGCAUUGCUGCACAGAUCUGGGAGUAUGCACAGCAAUCUGCGCUGAUGAACGAGAGCAGCGACGCCGCUUCACAGCUCUGGGCUCGAUCUCGUCAGGAAAAACUAUACCAAUACCUUCAACGCGAAGACCUUCUACCCAGCAAACAUCCAGCCGUGACUUGUCUUUUCCACCAAUUCUUGCAGAUGUACCUCCACGUCAAUCUCGACCUAAUCACGCGCUUCGCCGGCAAAUGCGGCGAGAGCGCUGCCAACAGCGCGUACACUCACCUCUCACCCUGGAGCCAAACCAAAGAAGCCAGAGUCGCAAUCUGGCAUGCUGGACAGGUAGUCCGAGCUGCGCGACAAAUCCCGCCAUACCAGAUCCGCGGCCCAGAUUCCUUCAUGUUGUACCAUGCCAUUAUGGUCCUCUGGACAUACAGCAUGAUGACGCGCGACCUAGCGAAGAAGACCGGUACUACGACGCCGAUGCGCACACGGCCAAGUUCGCUUCCGGGCAAAGUUAUCUACCUCGAUGAUGCCGCCUCUGAUAACCAGGCUGGCGUUAAUGCCUUCAUUGCUACGAACAGCGGUAUACCGUGCCUUCGCAUCAUCUCUACGCACCAGCCAGUGGCAUCGGAGUCUGGAGCGAUUGCUCGGCCCGAAAUCUGCAACCUCAAGUAUCCUUCACAGGUUAUGAAGGUGGGCGUUAUGCUUCUUGAAUCCACACAUCCUGACGUGGAUCGUGAAACUGGGCCGCCGCUCGUGCGGGCGCUUUGUGGACUGAUGGAAGAACUUGGAGGUCUGAGAUGA